CCUCCCACAUCCCCGCCUCCCCGAUCCCAGAAUAUCCCAAAUCCCUGAUCCUGGAGCCCCCCACCCCGAUCCCGGAGCAACCCACACCCCUGAUCCUGGAGCAUCCUGUAUCCCUGAUCCCAGAGCAUCCCACAUCCCUGAGUAUCCU
Messenger RNA from Phaethon lepturus (White-tailed tropicbird), 148 nucleotides. It is a transcript of the gene SPRR3, whose product is annotated as small proline-rich protein 3. Lineage: Eukaryota; Metazoa; Chordata; Aves; Phaethontiformes; Phaethontidae. The record is from RefSeq and is a predicted model, not a curated record.